AUGGUCAGGAUCGGGACAACGGUAAUGAUAGUAUUAAUCCUAUUAAGAAUCGGCCAACCCUCGCCGUCAGCGCGGCAGGCGCCCGCCCAAGCCCAGUCCUCGGACCCGGUUCGCCGCCUGUUCCUGCUGGGUCUCGGGGCGCCCGGGGUGGGCACCUGGAGCUCGCCGGAUGAGGACAGGAGGCCGAGGAAGCCGGUUCUGGGGACAGGGGACGGGGACCCGGGAACCCGAAGGCGGCGGCAGGACGUGUCGGAGCAGGACCCCAGGCCCGGGGACGACUUCGUCGCGAGCCCCGAGAUUGCCGAACCUCCAAGCCCAGCGGGCAUCCGAGCGCAGGACCGGGCGCCCAGGCACCGCCGCGCGCCCCCCGCCAGGAUGCCGGUGGCCCCAGCGCCCUCAGCCGACGGAGAGCCGCUGCGGGAACGCGAAGGCGGCCUUCCGCUGCACCGGCAGCGUCCACACUGGCUGGAGCUGAAUACCUGGAUGAAAGUGGAGAGGCUGUUGGUGGAGAAAUUACAUCAGUCGUUUUCCUUGGACCAUUAA
This is a messenger RNA of Saimiri boliviensis boliviensis (Bolivian squirrel monkey), 543 nucleotides long. The record is from RefSeq and is a predicted model, not a curated record. Lineage: Eukaryota; Metazoa; Chordata; Mammalia; Primates; Cebidae.